UGCUGAGGGUGAGGGCAGCGCUUCGGUUCGGAUCAGGUGGAACCGGGGCAGACUGGGUCCAGGUCCCUGUUCCCUCAGGUGUCUGUGGCCGUGACGUCAUGGCGGAGAUGGCGCGAGUACCCGGUCAGUUUGAUGACGCAGAGGAGGACAGUGAACAGUCAGAGCAACAAACAACCACAAACACAAUCAACCAACAGCCUUCAUCAGAGGAGGAUGAUGAUGAUGAUGAUGAUGAUGAUGAAGAGUGGGCGUGGUCUUCAGCAUCAGGUUUCAUAAGAAGACUGAACGGGACCAGUUCCUGCUUCCAGAUAAACUGAAUUUUGAAGAUUCUGUCAUCAAUAAGGUGACGAUGAUGCAGAAGCAGAAAGAAGCCGAUACGUACAGGGUCAAGGACAAAUCAGAUCGAGCCACAGUGGAACAGGUUUUAGAUCCAAGAACUCGAAUGAUUCUGUUCAAGAUGCUGAGUCGAGGAGUCAUCUGUGAGAUCAACGGCUGCAUCAGCACCGGCAAGGAGGCUAACGUUUAUCACGCCAGCACAAAUUCAGGAGACAGCAGAGCCAUUAAGAUCUACAAGACGUCCAUCCUGCUCUUUAAAGACCGAGACAAAUAUGUCAGCGGGGAGUUCAGGUUCCGGCAUGGUUACUGUAAAGGAAACCCCAGAAAGAUGGUGAGAACGUGGGCUGAGAAAGAGAUGAGGAACCUUAUCAGGCUGCAGACAGCAGGAAUACCGGGUCCAGAACCUCUGCUGCUCAGAAGUCAUGUUCUGCUGAUGGGGUUCAUCGGGAAAGACAACAUACCUGCACCUCUGCUGAAGAACGCGGCGCUGUCAGAGUCCAAGGCCCGGGAGCUCUACCUGCAGGUCGUGCAGAACAUGAGGAAAAUGUUUCAGGACGCUCGUCUGGUCCAUGCUGACCUGAGCGAGUUCAACAUGCUGUACCACAACGGUGACGUCUACAUCAUCGACGUGUCUCAGUCGGUGGAACACGAUCAUCCUCACGCUCUGGAGUUCCUCAGGAAGGACUGCAGUAAUGUGAACGAAUUCUUUGUGAAGCGAGGUGUGGCCGUCAUGACGGUCAGAGAGCUGUUUGAUUUCAUCACCGACAUGUCCAUCACCAGCCACAACAUGGAGCAGUACCUGGAGAGGGUGAUGGCGAUUGCCACAGAGCGAACGUCUCAGCAGACAUCGGAUCAGGACCGAGUGGAUGAGGAGGUGUUUAAGAAGGCCUACAUUCCCCGGACGCUGACAGAAGUGGACAACUACGAGCGGGAUGUGGACCUGGUGAGAUCCAUGGAAGGGAACUUUGCUGACAGUGGACACCAGGACCACGUUCUGUACCGGACCCUGACAGGCCUGAAGAAGGAUCUGUCUGGAGUUCAGACGGUUCCUGAACUGCUCGAAGGUCAGCGGUCUUCAUCAGAGGAGGAGGAGGAGGAGGACGAGGAGGAGGAGGAAGAAGAAGCAGAGGAGGAAGGGCAGCAGGAAACAACGAUGGACCGAAAGGAGAGGAAGAGGAUGGUGAAGGAAGCUCAGAGAGAGAAGAGGAAGACUAAAGUACCCAAACACAUGAAGAAGAGGAAGGAGAAGGUGGCCAAGAUGAAAAAGGGCCGAUGACUUCCUGUGGGUCCUUUCAUUCUGGUUUUAUUAAACCUUUAUUUUACCAGGUGACACAUGAAGAACAGGUUCUUAUGUAGUGUCAGCCUGGGGUCAAAGGUCACUCAGCCAAUCAGCUGCCUGGGCAGAGAUGAGGCAGCCAAUCAUAGUUCAGAUGUGUCAGUCAGCCUCGUCUCCAUGCUUCAACUUCAACAACCGGUCUGAUUUUUGUCUGUAAAUAAAGUUUUAUAAACAGA
Molecule: messenger RNA, 1848 nt
Organism: Austrofundulus limnaeus
Lineage: Eukaryota; Metazoa; Chordata; Actinopteri; Cyprinodontiformes; Rivulidae
Gene: riok1
Product: RIO kinase 1 (yeast)
Molecular function (GO): ATP binding; protein serine/threonine kinase activity
Source: RefSeq, a predicted model, not a curated record